CGAGCUUUCGAGAGGCGAAGCACAAAUGCCAUCUGUCUAUUUGGGGUAGUCGCGAAAAUGUCAGUCGAUCAAUCGUCUACCGGCAAAAAAAUUGAUUCUGUUGUUCUCUUUUGGAAACACGAGAAUUCGUCACGUGAUUAAGAUAGUACGAUUACAGGAAUUAAGAAUUAAGGCAUAUUAUUCAUUAUAGUUUUCGAACAGAUAAAUGAAAAAAUGAGUGACGUUAGACUCUUGAUACAGGAGGAAGGACGAACCGCUCGCAAUUUAGUGGUUUUCAAUGUCCCAGUUGGUACUAAUAAUGUAGAAAGAAUAACACGAAAACCACCGAGUAUACCAAGAGUAGCAAGAAUCGCCUCAAUCAAAAGGUCAAUGAAAAAUUCAUCCAGAGUGCGAUCAGCUUCAACAGGACGUGACAAAAAAUCUGAACUGCAAGCUCGUUAUUGGGCUUUUCUGUUUGGGAAUUUGGAGCGUGCGGUUGAUGGUAUUUACCAAACUUGCGAGGAAGACGAAAACAUAUCCGAGUGCAAGGAAGUGAUUUUGGUCCUUGAGAACUAUACUCGGGAUUUUCAUAAUUUGAUAGAGUGGUUCAAGGUUAAAUGGGCGUACGAGAGUUCGCCUCCUCCAUUGAGACGUACCCCACUCGCCUGGGAGGUCCGUAAGACUUCGCCUUGCAGAGCUUGGAAUUCUUCUGUCGUACCAAAAUGUACGAGUCCUGGGCAACUUUCCAGUCCAACGGGUAUUUCUGGUUCAUGUCCUUUGGAACUGCCGACAAUCGAAAAUGCACUAUUGAACAACGAGCGUAAUUCUAGCGCGUUGCAAGAAUCUGCUCACGAGAAAACAAUGGACAAUCGAGCAAACAGCGCGAGAACGACUCAACGUGACAAUAACGCCAAGGAAACCGAAAGCGAUCGUGGAGGCAGAGAUAAAACAGCUGUUCAACAAAAACCAAUCGUUAAAUCAUCUGCGAAGAAUCAGAUAAGAGAAACGAAGAACUUUUCGACGUUGUCGAGGUACAAUAGACCCUCGAAAGGUGUUGUUUCAUCAGGAACAGCUGUGGAAUCAGUAAACAACGACCGAGAGAAUGUAAACUCGAAGAAAGAAGACUCAGGCCCAAGAAUAAUUGGCAAAAGCACUAGAGCCGUGUCGGAUUUGGAAACGCUGAAAAACAAAAUAAACGACAAGGAUUCGGAUAGGAGAGAAACGAAUAAUCGUGUCUUGAAUGAUAAAAAAUUGAACGAGAACGGCACAACGAAUUCUGGAAUAACGAAAGUUACGACGAACAGAAUAGGCAAUUGUACGGAAAAGAAAACUAGUGUGAAAUCGAGCCGUCCCGCAUAUUCGACAGUAUCCAGAGUUUGUUACUCGACCGGAUCGUUGUCACAGGAAACACCGAAAAUAUUGAGAAGCAAAACUACUCUUGGUCUUCGGGAAACUCAUUCGACUGGAAAACCUACGCGUUCCGGUACGUUUUCGAAUAUAAGACGUCGGUUGGAUCUUUUUCCAAGCUUGAAUGCAAAGAAAAUCAAGAGCACCACGGAGACAACGAAUGAGACGAAAAACAGUACGGAAAUAAUGGAUAAAAAAAUACCAAAAAACAGCACUUCCGAGGACGGUUGGCAAACCGUUCGCAGUCGCUGGAGACGCGGGAGCACUCACAAUUUAAAUAUGGCAAUGCGUUUCAACAAGCCCAGCACUGCUACGUCUCUUCCAGCUCUUUCUAUCGAAAGUCCUUGUGAAAAAAUAAAAAAUACAGCGUCUUUCACCCCGGAAUUUUGCGACCGUACAAGCGAACAAUGCAUCACCCAAAAAGCUGGCAAGAAUCGUAACAAUGAAGUCGAGAAAGUACAGGGCGAGAGACAAAUGAGAAGGUCACCAAAGAACGAGGCUAAAAGAAAGUCUAGAAAUUCUGUGCCAAAUUCCCUCAAUGAUACCAAUUCGACUUCCGUCAUUGCCGCUGUUUUUAAAAACGAGGCUGAACUGCUGGAAAAAAGGAUUCAACAAUUUAUGGCCGCGCAAGCGGAGAGGGAACGAAUUAUUUUAGAAGAAGAGAGAAAAACUGAAGAAGCCGAUUCACAAAGAUCGCAACAGUUGUCCGACGAGGAAGCUUUCUUACAGAGACAAAUAUUAGAAUUGGAAUCUACGGAAAUCGAUAUCGACACUGAAACCGACGAAACGGACGGUGAAACCGUCAUUGAGAUCGACGAUUCUGAAUCUGUUCAACAACUCACUGACAACGAUGAUAUCAGUCUCGAAGAUCGGUACGAAAACAUGCUCGAAGGGAUGUCCUCAUCCGAAAGAAUGGACACGCUAGCUCAGCUGCAAGAUCUAGUGGCCCGGCAUCCGGGUCGUGCACUGGAGCUCCAUCAAAAGCUAUCGUCGCCUUCGAGGAAGCGAUCACUGGCUGAAACUUUGCGUCGUUAUCAAGCCAAGCAGGCUUGUGCCCAGCACAAGCGUCAAACUUUAUUAUCCAAAAAGUCGCAAAGGCUUCGAGAAUUGCUGAAUAAAGUCGAAGACGUGAAGAGCGCGAAGAAUCAAUUGAUCGAAGACAAGCGCGUACGGAUGGAGCUGAAGUUGAAGAGAGCCGAAGAAAAUCGCACUCAGCACUUGUUGGAAAUCGUUAGAAAAGCUCAUGACGAAGAUUCGAAAUUGAAAGAAAUCGCUUUUAUAAAUGAACUCGAAGCGCAAAACAAAAGGCACGAUUUUAUGGCACUUUGCCAAGAACAAGAAGAACGUCUUCAGGGAAUUCAAGAAGAACGUCAGCGGCGACAGGAGGAAAAAGCUGCAAAAGAAGCAGCUGCUGAGGAACGUCGUCGGGCUAUUGAAGCUGAUAGACAAUUGAGAAUUCAAAAAAUGCGACAGGCGCGACGAGAACGCGAAGAAAGAGUCGGCAAGAUGCAAUUAGAGAGAGAAAAAGAACGUCAGGAAUUGGCUCGAGAAAAAGCUCGCGAUCGGGAAGAACGAUUGUCGGCUCUGCAUGCAGCACAGCUCGCGAAUCAGGAAGAAUUGCAGAAGAAAAUAGCCCAGAAACAGCAAGAAUCGGCUCGACGUCACGGCGAGAAUAUUGAGCAUAUACGUCAACGGGCUGUUGAAUCUUCCAUCCUGCGGUCCGAGGAAGUUCCACCCAGUCUCAAAUCGUACCCCGCGCAAAAACAGUGCACGCUUUGCGGCACUCAGAUCCCAAACGAAGUUUGUUUGCUGAGCCACCUGAAAAGGAAAACCCAUCUCGAAGCGGUAAAAAAGAUGCACGACGGUCGUGAGCCGUCCCGUGACGAGCUGCAGCGUUUCAACAUAGCUCAAAUCAGGGACGUUUCAUCACCGCAGAAUUCAAAUGUAAACGGCGUUGGAACGAACGACGAGACAAAAGUCGCGCGGGAGAAACAAAAGGCGUUGAAGAGGCGAAGUAGAAAAUUGAAACAACGAAUGUCAGCCAGGGGACAAGAAUGGGAAACGCAAAAUUCUACUUCCAAUCAAGUCCCUAUCGAAUCACCCAACAAAGCCAAAUUUCGACAGUAUUUGAAAGAACUCGAAAGAUUAAUUUCUAAUCACGCCAAAACGGUCUGGCCCAGCGUCGCUGUUGCCAGACUCGAUCGCUGCUUGGGCGAACUCUCGAGAACUUUCCUCAAAGCGGUUCCCGUGGAUCAGGAAGCCUUCAGAACGUUGAACGGACUUGACACGUUGUUCAGUCUAAUAAACUUGGGACUCAACGUGCAAAACACUUCUCAAAACUUGCCGAAUAAGAGCCUCGUUUUAGUCUGUCGAGUUUACAAGGCUGCAAUCAACGGUCAUAAUGCCAACAUCGAGAACACUUUGUUGAGCAACAAAAUCGUUGGUAUUUUGGAUCUUCUUCUCCAGCGUUUCGAAUCUGUAACCGCACUGGACGAUCACUCCCAAGCGAUGGAAACCUCUACAAAUCUCAGCGUUAAUUCAGCUGUUACGAGCGCGACGAUUCAAUUGCUUUGCAGCCUCAUACCUGAAGUGCCUUUCGAGAAGCAGUCUCUUCAGUCCCGGCUUCACGAUAUCGUUGGCAGUGAAAGUCGCGUCGUAAGAAGAGAAAACAAAAUAAUGAAAAAACGUAUUUUCGUUAAACGAUGGGAUUACGGACCACCGUGAUGGAGUUCGAAAAUAUACUCUCGGAAAAAGGAAGACCACACCGAUGAACUGCGUAUGAACUCGUACAGUUUCCCUCCGUAACUCAAUACUUUGGCUAUUCGUUCCCCGUCGGCGGUGACGAGAAACAGUCUCUGUUUGAACUGCUCGUUGGUACACACACCGACGAGCUCUCAUCCGCGAGAUCUUAGCCGUCGGAUUGACGGUAGCCGCCGAUCUCACUACCGAGAGACUCGCUAGACGCGACACACCUGGGUCAACUUCCUCUGAGCCGAGGACCUCCCAGAACCUUGCUAUUCUUUCAAUUCCUCUCUUUCUUUUCCUCUCGAUAAGUCAUUCCAACCCUUCACUACACAACGACGUUUGUCACGCCGAGCUACAUUUCGCUUCGUUGCAUUUCCGUAUUUUUCAUUAUUUCAUACUUUUUCCUCCUGAAAAUUCUCCAUUUAUUAUCAUUCAAAGUCGUUUCCCUCAUCAGUUAAGCAAGUUCGCGCGAAUCUAGUGGAAAUUGAAAACUCCAACUUUGAGAGUUGAAAUUUUGAAACAUGCUAGAAAUAUAGACCGUGCAUUUAUUCCCGGAAUUAUUAUAGGAUCUACCGUCCAGUCGUCGAGAAAACGAUUUACGAAAAUCACAUUUUUUUAAGGGUCAUACGUAGGCUCUUGUGGCAGGCACACUUCCUGUGCGACCAUUUCGAUUUAAUGAAAUAGGUGAAAAUCACUCGGGAGGGGAGAAAUAAAAACACUUAUUCGAGGUUAACGAGUAAUAACGACACAAACGGUGGAAGAUUUGACAUAACCGUGGAGCCAGCUGGUUCAAAAUAUAGAUACGCAUACGCAUAUAAGUAGAGAACAGCUCUUGUCACAAUUUUCUUGACAAUUUUACUACGAAAGCUAUUUUAACCGCGACCAUAACAUUAAAAAUUGAUCAAUCUCAACAAAUAAGUUACACGUAAUUUUAAUAAUUGCGAGAGUAAAUUUUCAUCGUUUCAUUGAUCAUGAUGAAAAGAGCAAAAAAGUUCAGUUGCUUUUUUGAGUCACGAGUAACGCGUCAUCUUCCUUAACUCCAAAGGCUGAAAAAUUCUAUCGAAUUCCCUAUAAAAUUCGAUCCCCCGAGUUUUUCACCUCGCGAUGCCUCAUGAAUCGAGUCAAGUGAGUACGCAAAGAAAAAUGCUUUCAGUUCGAGGGAUGGGAACGCGAGACCGCAGAUUGCAGGAUAAUCAAAGUUUUUGGGUGAUUUUGAAAUUCGAUCGAAUUAGUCCGAGCCCCCUUCGGGGCAUUGAGGCGAGAUCGACGAUACGAUUUUUCAUUCCUAUUUUUCUAUACGCGUUUGGAAGACGUGGCAUUUGUAUAGUGUCCAUCAUUAGACGCUAAGCGGAAAGGGCGCGUGAAACUUCGGUUAUAUCGAGCUAUCGAACUGGAGGUUCGUGUGUGCCCAUCGCAGCCGGGAGAAAAACGGGGUUGCUCGCGAUAUUAUGAUUAAUUUCCUGCCGAUGUAAAGUAACCAGUCAUCGCUUUUACUUAGCGCGAUUACACCGGUUCUUUAUCCUCGUACCUUGUAUAUAUAGAUUUAAACGUAUUGAACAAAGCAUAGGAAAGCGUUGAAAAUAUACAAAAGGUGAGAGUUAUAUAUAUAUAAAAAAAAAAAAAGAAAAAAAAUCCAAAGAACUCUCCAUACGCCUCGAUUCUAUCGAUCAUUUCGCCCUGCACUGUGCGUCUGGAUUUCCAAAUCCUUCACGCUCCCCACCCUCUCACGCAGCCAUUCUAUUUUAUUUCCUUUUUUUUCCAUCCUCGUUUAGUCCGCGAGUAGAAAAAAGCUUCCUCCUCUUUGUUUCCGCUUUCGUGACGAUCGAGUUAUUUUCCGAUGGAAAUUCCCUUUUUUUUUAGGAAUUUUUCGGACCAUCGUACUCCUUCGGGUGUCGCAUUCGAUUCGAAUGCAAUUAUUCCGACUGGUUUCGCCGUCUAUGAAAAUGUGGAGGUUUUUUUUGAAAAUGUUCCUAAAAUAGCUUCUUUUUUGAGGGUUUUUGAGGGUCACUUUGAGGAAGACAGCAUAUUUUCAAAACUUAAACGCUCGCGAUCAAACUUUACAGAUUGUUCGAUCGAGCCUUUUGCCAGGUUUGCAAACGAGCCAGAUGGACUUUUGGUCAAUUGAGAUAACGAACGAUAACAAGGCUUUUUGUUUGACCUCCCAUCGAGAACCAUUAAUCCUUAUCACUAGCCGCGCGUUCGUUGCCUGUGAUUUUGAGAAGCACUUCCCAGCUUGUUUGGGUUGCUUGUUUGUACGUUACUCGACGAUACAUGGACUUUCGAAAGUGCGAAUAAACGUUUUUUCCCUCUCGAAUAGAUUUACCCGGGGCUUCCAGCAUCCCGGGAGAGCGACUGAAAAAUUAAAACCCGUUCGAGCUGCCGAUACGUUGUAAAAUCGUUCCCGGGGAAGGGAAUCGAUUUUGGGAAUUCGACGAUCGAGCUUUUUCCCCAAAUCAGUUUCGAAAAGCUUUGACAUUCGAAAAGCCUCGUUCUCGUCUCGCUGAAACUCCACUUUUGAGCGCUUCGGGCACGUUUUCUUCGCCGACGAAACGGGGGGGUCCGGAAAUUAGUUCGUAGUCGCGAUAAUCCGAGCAGGGCUCGAAGAAGUAUCACGCUGAAUAAUUGUUGCAGCGUUUCUCGACGAGGAAAGCCAUCGUCAAGCAAUCUUGAUCUUUGCUUGUUCUACGUACUCGAAUACCGAGGCUUGCAAGGGACAAAUGAACCAGCAGAAACGUGGACAAAACUCCUGAGAAUUUCUGCUCGAUUAUACUUUCGUUUUUCACUUUUCGAAAAUCACGUGUCAUCCGAUAUUUCGAAUGAAAUAAAAAACUUCACUCGAAAUUCUCGCUUAUCGUUGCGCCAUUUGAAAAAUCAUCGAAUCUUUCGUUCGAAUAUUUUCAAACAUUUUUUGACGGCAUACAAAUAUUUAAUGACCCCAUUUUUAAACGGGGCUUCAAGCAGAUUUACAUUCGUUAUAAGCCCCCGAUACCGUGCAUUUACGAACAGUCCACGAUACGAAUAUCCAUGGGCUCGGAGCACCAACGUUCUUCGGGGUCACUUAUUCCACGUCACGGACACCGUGGCAUGGAAUAAAUGAAUGAGACUCGGUGAACAUGCACCGUAAAUGAAACUCCUAUUACAUCGACAGAUUUGAAAUAAUCUGAAAGAUUUGUUUCAACAACGUGCGCAUAUUGAAUCCGAGCGUCGAAAUAAGUGGAAACCGUUCAGACAAAGAACGGUUUAAGGUAGAAGUUGAACAUCGCUUUAUUCGCUUAUUUUUUAUUUCGUCUUUUCAUAGAAGUAGCGGGGAGUCGAUCGAGGCUUCGACUUAAUCGUUCGUAUCGAUUAUCACGAAUUAAGUAGGCAAACAAAAUCGACGAAGAGUGAAAAUCUUGGCCCCUUUUUCACUCUCUUAUUUCGCGAUCCCAGCGGUUAUAAUUCAUUCGCAAAAUCCUUAAAGUCCUCUUGGAGCGAUCUCGAUUAAUAUCGGAUCAAGUAAGCUUUGGGCAUAAGGAACCGACGACAGGAUUCGUAGACUCUGACAGACGUGAGACAACGACCCUUCUCGAGGAAGAAACCCUCGCUGCGGAUUCCUUUUUCUCUCGCCCAUCGUAACGCCCCUUUGUCCUCUUACCUCCGUUUCUCUCAAUUAUUUAUUUUCGAUAUUGUGUCUUUACUACAGAGAUUUCAAAUGGUGCCCAGAAAAACGGGAAAUUUCAGCCGUCCAAUGUCCGUUGAAACAGUUUUUUAGUUCUUUUCUCAACAAUUUGAUUUUAUAACAAAACGAGAGUGAAAAUCUACCACGUAAUUUUGGGCAGUGAUAACAAUUCGAGAGCCGAAGUAUUAAAAAAACGAAAUCGCAGCAAUUUAUCCCGAAAAUUAAAUCGUAUCGAUGAACGCGAUUUCGUUUCAUUUUUUGGCCAACCUCUCGGAGAAUUUUUCAAGAGAUUCGCAUCUCUCCGAUGGAGGAUUAUAAAAAAAGUUGCAAAAGUGAUUGAAAAAAAUGAGAAAGUAAAUUCAUCAUUUUUGUUCCACCUCUCGAUGGAGAAUUCCUCCAAUUUGAGUUCCCUUGAUUCUGCUGCUAUUUUCGUUGUCCGCCUUCGCGACGUUCGAGUACUUGAAAAAAUUCACGAUUUUU
Venturia canescens is the source of this 8269-nucleotide messenger RNA. It is a transcript of the gene ssp3, whose product is annotated as short spindle 3. The record is from RefSeq and is a predicted model, not a curated record. The coding region runs from base 214 to 4110 and encodes 1298 amino acids. The transcript has 11 exons. NCBI's taxonomy places the organism in Eukaryota, Metazoa, Arthropoda, Insecta, Hymenoptera, Ichneumonidae.